AUGGACUGGCCAGAAGAGCCACUCCAAACCUUCAAUACCCCUUCCCCGUCUGGCUCUGUACUCCUCGCUUCGCCGUUGUCUGAUAACUCUCAAGGUCAAAGAAUUGAAGAGGCGAUAUGGGAAGUGUUCAGAGGUGUCGUAGAAGGAGGUAGAGUAGACUGCUACAUCAUGUGGGAGGGACUGUGGGCUUGCCAAGAUUGGGAUGAGAACUCAAACAGUCCUCUCGACACUUUCUGUCAUCUCGAGGUCCGUUUCGAUGUGCAGACAUGUGACUGUUCCGCUCCGAUCGUCCUCGUCCUCGGCCGUCCAUUUGGCGGAUCUCGCCCGCCGCGCGUCGGGACUCGCUCCCCCUCGCCGUGA
This is a messenger RNA of Cryptococcus amylolentus CBS 6039, 360 nucleotides long. RefSeq lists its product as hypothetical. Lineage: Eukaryota; Fungi; Basidiomycota; Tremellomycetes; Tremellales; Cryptococcaceae. The coding region runs from base 1 to 360 and encodes 119 amino acids. The transcript is spliced from 2 exons. The record is from RefSeq and is a predicted model, not a curated record.